Molecule: messenger RNA, 1410 nt
Organism: Sceloporus undulatus (fence lizard)
Lineage: Eukaryota; Metazoa; Chordata; Lepidosauria; Squamata; Phrynosomatidae
Gene: FOXP3
Product: forkhead box P3
Exons: 10
Coding region: 46-1143 (365 amino acids)
Biological process (GO): regulation of transcription by RNA polymerase II
Cellular component (GO): nucleus
Molecular function (GO): RNA polymerase II cis-regulatory region sequence-specific DNA binding; DNA-binding transcription repressor activity, RNA polymerase II-specific
Source: RefSeq, a predicted model, not a curated record
GGAACAAAUGUAGAGGUAAAGCCUGAAGAGAUACUCUUUUUCUCAAUGCCUGGCUCGAAGCCAUCCCCUUCUCCAGUCCCCAAGAACAUAUUGCAGCCUUCCCCAAGAAGAGACAUUCAGAACCGCCCAUCAGUGCUGAAAUGUGCUGGACCGUACAAGCAGCAGGUGCAUUCGACAUUGAUGCUGAGCCAGCCAAAGUCCAUCACCACUUCUCAAGACAAACAAAACCGAAUAGUGCCAAUCCAGCAGGUCAUCUUCACAGACAGCAGUCAACAGGUAUCUCUUCUUUCUGGGAUGUUAUCACAGGAUGUCCAGCCAGCAGUUGCAGGGAUUAACACUGAAAAAUGUGGUCGGUCUCACUCUCUUCCCACAAGCCACUUCAAAGAGAGGUCCCCUGGGAAGCCGUUAGUUAUGGACACCACCCUUUACUUCCACAGUCCUGUGGAAAGAGCUACAGCCCGGGAGCACAGAGGGGGCCAUACUGAAUGGCAGAUGCAAGAGGAACUGGUGCGUAAGUUGGAGGAUCAGCUGGCACAAGAGAAGCAGAGAUUGUAUCUUAUGCGAGCAGAACUGGCAUCCAGCUCUCAAUCACAGCAUCCAUAUGCACCAGAGCUAAUCCUCUCACCCCAGAGCAAAGACUCAAGGAGUGAGUUCCCCUUUUCUAACCACCAUGAAGUCCAUAGUAGUGCAGAAAGAAACCCCAGCAUGGCCAUUUACAGGUACACCACUGCCCGCCCACCUUUCACAUAUGCUGCCCUCAUUGGUUGGGCUAUCCUAGAAUCUCCCAAGAAACAGCUCAGCCUGAAUGAGAUUUAUCGGUGGUUCAACAACAACUUUGGCUACUUCAGACACCACAUACCUACCUGGAAGAAUGCCAUUCGACACAACCUCAGCUUGCACAAGUGCUUCGUGCGUGUGGAGAACACAAAGGGAGCUGUCUGGACGGUGGAUGAAUUUGAGUAUCAAAAGAGAAGGAAUCAGCGUUGCUCCACUUACCCAUAUCCAUUUCUGGGGAACCAUGGAGCAGCAACACUUUCUGGACAGCCAUGGGAUAGGACAGCCCAGCCGAGAAUAGAAAGGAGCAUCUAUUAUAGGCCAGGAUCCUCCAUCCCCUUUACUGUUUCCCCAGGGAUUGUGAGCUGAAGAAGUGGAAGUUGGAUUCGAAGGGCCUGUCAGGGUGUGUCUACAUGCUUGUUUUGAGCUGGCUUUCCAUACUACUGAGGUCUAGCUGUGCUGAACUCAUCACACCCUUUUGGACUACCUCUCCCAGAAUUCCCCAGGCAGCAGGGUCACUGUCCAUGCUAGUUGGGAGAUACUGGGAAUUGUAACCCUUAAAGUCAACUUUUCUGAGAUCUGCACAAAAUCUAUAGUUGACUCUGCUUCAAAACCAGACAGCAAUAUUGCAAAGGU